Zasmidium cellare ATCC 36951 is the source of this 336-nucleotide messenger RNA. RefSeq lists its product as uncharacterized. Gene Ontology annotation, cellular component: nucleus; cytoplasm. The record is from RefSeq and is a predicted model, not a curated record. The annotation marks the transcript as partial. Gene Ontology annotation, molecular function: protein binding. The transcript has 2 exons. NCBI's taxonomy places the organism in Eukaryota, Fungi, Ascomycota, Dothideomycetes, Mycosphaerellales, Mycosphaerellaceae.
GGAGACACGGCAUUGACGGCAGCUGCACGACAAGGACACGUCCCAGUCGUAGAUCUGCUGCUCCAGAACGGCGCUGACCUUGAGGCGCGAAACAAUGAAGGUGCCACAGUGCUUUUGAGCUCAAUACCGGCUGCCCCUGAUGAAGUGACCAGGCUGCUGGUCGAACGUGGCGCGGAUCUUGGUCAAAACCUUGAUGUCAACGUGCAAGGAGUGCGUGGAGCCACGCCACUUUAUGUUGCGGUAGAGCACGACUAUGUGGAAUGCGUUGAGGUGUUGCUCGAAUAUGGCACUCGCACUGAUGUACGCGCUAGGAACGGUCUUACACCAGUCAGUCUC